AUGGCUGCCACUCCAGAGCCCGGCAAGCCCGGGAAGGGGAAGUCAUUUAAGCUCCUAGGAAUUUUAGAUGUUGAUAACAUUCCCUGUGCAAGGGGCUCCGUAUUAUAUGGUUCAUUAGGAUCUGUUGUGGCUGGCCCCGGACAUUUUUUGUUAACUAGAAUUAGAAGAUCACGCCUAUCAUGUGACGUUGGAAUAGGAGGAUUUAUUUUGGUGACUUUAGGAUGCAGGUUCCAUUGCAAGUAUAAUUAUGUAAAGCAAAGAAUACAGGAAAGAACUGCCAGAGAAGGAAUUAAAAAUAUUAUAUGA
This is a messenger RNA of Lemur catta (Ring-tailed lemur), 306 nucleotides long. Its product is annotated as cytochrome c oxidase assembly protein COX20, mitochondrial-like. Lineage: Eukaryota; Metazoa; Chordata; Mammalia; Primates; Lemuridae. The record is from RefSeq and is a predicted model, not a curated record. The transcript has 2 exons. Gene Ontology annotation, cellular component: mitochondrial inner membrane; mitochondrion. Gene Ontology annotation, biological process: mitochondrial respiratory chain complex IV assembly. Bases 1 to 306 code for a protein of 101 amino acids.